AUGCGGGCCGCGGCGGCGGCGCUCUCCGCGGUGCUGACGCUGGCGCUGGCGCRGGGCGCGCUCGCCUGCCCGCCGCCCUGCGCCUGCUACGUGCCCGCCGAGGUCCACUGCACCUUCCGCUCCCUGGCCGCCGUGCCCGCCGCCAUCGACCGCCUUGUGGAGAGGAUCAACUUGGGGUUUAACAGUAUACAGUCCAUAUAUGAAAACUCCUUUGCAGGACUCACAAAACUGGAAUUGCUCAUGAUUCAUGGAAAUGACAUUCAGAAUAUUCCUAAUGGUGCUUUGAAAGAUCUGGUGUCUCUACAGGUUUUCAAAAUUAGUUACAAUAAGUUGAAAGUCAUAACAAGCCAAACGCUUCAGGGACUUUCAAGCCUGAUGAGACUCCACAUGGACCACAACAGAAUUGAGUUUAUUCAUCCAAAUGCUUUUAAUGGAUUAACUUCUCUAAGAUUGGUCCAUUUGGAAGGAAAUAUGCUCCAGCAGCUUCACCCCAGCACAUUUUCAACAUUUAUGUUCCUUGAUUAUUUCAAACUGUCAACAGUAAGACAUCUCUACUUGUCUGAAAAUGCUAUUAGUACCUUGCCUGAAGGGAUAUUUAAGGGCAUGCCACUGCUGGAAAAUCUUUACCUUCAUGGGAAUCCAUGGUCCUGUGACUGCGACUUAAAGUGGUUCCUUGAAUGGAAUGAAAUGUCUGCAGGUGUUCUAAAAUGCAAAAAGGACAAAGCCUAUGAAGGGGGACAGCUCUGUCCUAAGUGCAGCAGCCCGAAACAGCUGCAGAAAGAAGAUAUUCAAAAUUUGAAAGAUAUUUCCUGUAGAAAACCUGUCAUUCAGUCCUCACUGAGGCAGAAUAACAGCACUCAAGAAGAAGAAGAGAGUGACAAUUACGAGCUCCCUUUGGAAGAGUUUCAGUCUUCUCCAUGGAAUAUUACUCUGAAUAUGACCGAUGAGCAUGGCAAUGUAGUGCACCUGAACUGUGAAAUCAAGAAACCAACAGGAUCUACCAAAAUUCAGUGGAGUCAAAUCCAGACUCAAGAAAUUGAUAUAAAUGCUUCAAUUUCAUUGGAUUUUGAAUGUCCAAUGAAUCGAGAAAACUAUGAAAAAUUAUGGAAGCUUAUAGCUUAUUACAGUGAAGUGCCUGUCAAACUAGAGAGGGAGCUUAUGCUCAGCAAGGAGCCUAAAGUGAGCUAUCGGUACAGGCAAGGCUCGGAUUAUGAUGCUCUCUACUACACAGGUGUUAAAGCUCAAAUACUCUCUGAACCAUCCUGGGUAAUGCAACCUCUAAUAAAUAUCCAAUUAAACAGACGCCAAAGUACAGGGAAAAAAGUGGUACUAUCUUUUUUUACUCAGUUUUCUCAGAUAAUUCAUACCAAAGACAUUAGGCAGCAGAGAAGCUGGGUAAUGAUAGAGCAAAAUGCUAGCACAAGGGUGGCGCAGAGUGUGGUGGAAGGGUCAGAGUGUCAGCUGAGCUGCAAUGUGAAAGCAUCUGAAAGCCCCUUCAUUCAGUGGCUCUUUCCAGAUGGCACUAAAUUGCAGGCACCAUUUAAUCAGAAAGACAGUAGGUUUUCCAUUCUCAGUAGUGGCCAGCUAAUAGUCAAAGGAGUGAGUUACACUGAUGCUGGUCUGUAUUACUGCAUUGCCCAAGUGAGAGAUGAUGUGGACGUCAUGGCUUACAGACUAUUAGUGCAAUCACCAUCUAUCCAGCCAGCUGAUACAGAUGUAGUGAGAGUUGAAAAAAAUGUUGGAGAUCCAAUAGUUUUGCCUUGCAAUGCAGUUGCCAUUCCUGAGGCACAGCUGAGCUGGAUUCUUCCAAACAGUCGUGUGCUUAAUGAUUUAUCAAACUCAUCAAAAGGAUAUGUGUUGAACAACGGUACUUUGCUUAUUUCAAAAAGCCAUGUCAGUGAUAGUGGCUAUUACAGAUGUGUGGCUGUCAAUCUGCACGGAUCAGAUCAGUUUGCUAUAAGGGUUAUGGUAAACAAAAUGGUGUCUGACAGGUCGUUUAGGAGGAUAAAACUAAAAAAGCGCCCGAGUUCAAAAAGUUCAUCAAAACCAAGAAUACGGGUAAUAGAGGAUGGAGAGGGAUCAGGAGUAGGAGGCGUGGAUGAUACCACACAAAAAAAGCACCAUCUGAAAGACUGGGAAAUACCCUUUAAACAAAGAAGUGACAAGGUGUCAGAGACUCAAGGUAAAAAGGGGAGGAAGGGCAGAAGGAAAAUGAAGAUCUGGAAAGGAACUGAUAGAAUCCAGGAGAGCAACGUUGCAGAAGGCCGAAGAGUAUUUGAAUCUCGAAGGAGAAUUAAUAUGGCAAACAAACAGAUUAAUCCACAGCAUUGGGCUGACAUUUUGGCAAAGGUCCGUGGGAAAAAUCUUCCUAGAACAACAGCAAYAGCCAUUUCUUUAACGACUGCACUGCCAUCAGCCAUGCAGAAAACAACCCCAGUCCCUCGCCUGGCCGCAAGCCCUCCUCCUGCUGCGGGGGCAGACGCUGAUGUGGUGGAUUCCUCUGCCGAUGCAUCGCCCCUGGGUGAAGAGGAGCCGCUCUCAGUCACUGUUGCCCACAGCACUAGAGCAUUUUCAGCCCAAUCCCUAUUAACAAAAUUGGAAACAGAACCCUUCUCUGACCGUAGCGCUUUAGCAACACCAGCAAGUAAAUACCCUGCAGAAACCCCUAUAGCAGAUCCAUAUUCUUCUCCUGAAUCUGUAUCUGUGCAACUCCAAAGUCAACAGCAACCCAACGUCAAGACUGAUUAUUCACUUGUAGUCAAAGAAAAUAUCCAUGCUCUCACUGAAGAACCUCCAACUAAACAAUUAGUAACUAACUUCCCUAAUAUCCAGAGCGGUUUGCCCUCAGAAGAAAAUGGAGCUACCACUGUACCUUAUACAUCAGAGGAAAAUUCUGCUUUUGCUGAGCUGCCGCUGGAUGCUACUGUCCUAGCUGAAUCUCAGGUUCUAGAUCAGCAAAGCAUCCUGGAGACAGAUGUGAAGAUAGAUGAAGUGAACCCUAUGGGUGUAGACAGCAUAAUUUUCACACCUUCCAAGUUGGACAGGAUAAUCUCAACAGAUACCAGAGCCACUACUUCUUCAUCUGUUUCUCCAUUUGUUACAGAAAAGAGCAGUGACAUGAUACACCAGCACACAGAAGUAUCCACAGGUCAGAUUAAAACUGCAGAGUUGGAUAAAAAUUAUCAUGCGGUCACAUCCCACAGUGUGCAGAGCAGGAAAGAUCAAGAGACAGCAGCAGAACAUAGAAACCUACCUGCUCCAAAAAUAGAUCCUACAUUCACUUCAACAAGCGCUCACGUUCCUCAUACAAAAGCAGACGGGAUACCAGUUGCUGCUUCCAUCGGCAAGUUGACCACUGUGGCCACAACAACAGCUCCCUAUAGAACAACUGCAUCUUCUAACUUACUUGUUACUCCACAUGCUAGAAAAAGGCCUUAUGGGAGAAGGAGACUGAGGCCAAACAGAAUCCGGCAAAGACAAAGACCCCGUCCUGUUUUAACCACAGAGAGAAUGCCUAUCAUCCCAAGGACAUCCAAUGUUGAAGCUAUUACCAAAAGUGUCUCGGCACCUCUUGAUGGUGAUCGUAUAACUGAUGGCAAAAUGCAUACAAAAGAAAAGGAACACUUGGAAGUUAGCCCUUCAGGAGUUACUGACCCAGUUGUCUUUGAGAAGGUGACCAGAAUCAGACAGAGGGUCACAACUUCUCUUUCCAGGGCUACUGUUUCUCCACCUGAAACAAAGCCUGUGAUAGCUCCUACUGCUUCAGAAACCUUGGCACUUCCAGUCCCUGCCCUUACCACAACCUUAUCCUCCUCUGUUGAACAUAACACAGUUCCUACCACCAAGUCAUAUGAGGCCCAGAAACCUGAGCAAAAUAACAUACCAACAUACCACUCAUUAGACCAUAUGUCUGAAGGAAAAGGCACUAAAGUAGAUUUUGAGGUUACAGAUAGUAAGACAGAACAAGGACAGUCAAGGACAACAGCUUCUCCAGAGCGUAUGAGCACCUUAGAAGUAUCUACGAAACCUGGUUAUCCAGAAUCUCAAGAAGAAUCUACUCUUUUUGACUCGGAAUCUGUGGCUAGUGACAUCACCACUAGAGCUUUCAAGCUGAUAUAUCCCACAGUAGCAGACUUAAGUAUUCCAGUUGGGACAACGGAAGUUCUUGAGGACCCUUCAGUUUUAGAAGAGGCACAGAAUCCUAUAAUACCUUUAAAACCACCUGCAAUGACUGAGCCACCUCAGCAACAAGAAAUUCUGACUUUGUCCUCUUUCAGCACAACUGAAAAGCAAACUUUUCCACUGAGAGAAACAAGUAAAAUGGUUGCUAUUCCUUCUCAGACUGAGACAAAAACAUCUUCCCUGGAUAAAACAGAAUCUGUAUCACAUGUAUUUCGUGAUGAUCUCAUUGUGCAGACAACUGAAAAGCCUCCAACUACACCCACUGCCUUGGACCCAUUUACAAAACUUGCUACUCUUUCCCCAUCCAUUUCAAGCACUUCACAUCCAUCUGUUUAUUACAACACCAAGGAUAGUAAUGCUUUCAAUCAAAUAAGGUUUCUAGAGACAAAACAAGUCGACAGAGACAGUGGCAGAAUGAUGGUGAGCUCCAAACAGAAUGCAUACCUUACUCCAUCCUCUAAUCAAAACAGGAUUAGUGUGCAGUCUAAAGAGGAGCCAUUCCAAGAGACGCAUAGUAGCAGGUCAAACAACAGUUUAUUGCUAAAUCUGAACCUUCCCCGUUCACCAGCUGGAAUGAUACCAAGCCUAAGACUGCCUGAGGUGCCUCCAAGGCAUGUUCCAGCAAGAGGCACGGCGAAGCCUCCGUAUAUUAUAACUCAAGGCUCGUUUCGUUAUUUUAUAACACACCAGCCGCUUCACUACACAAACAAGCCAGAGAUAACAGCAUAUGCUGCACAUACUACCCAGGACAAAAAACACACUGCCUCUCAAAUAGGCGCAACAACCACAGCACCAGCCACUCCAUUUUACAGGACAAAUCCACCCACUGCAAGCAAAUUUGGCAGUCAAGGUCAGAACAGAUACAAUAUUAAUACAAGAUUUUUUGGCAGUAACUACCUCCCAGAAAACAGAGGUACAGCGGGGAGACAACCAAGUCAAGGGAUCCCCUACCAUCCCAAUUCCAGAACGGUGUUCCCUCUUAAUCGAACAAGGAUAUUCCCUCACUUAGGAGUGCAUCCUAAACUGCUGGUCCCUGGUCAACAAAUCCCAGAGGAUGCAAAUGAGAAGAAAAUUGAUGAGGUCUCACCUACCACGAUUGCAGUGCAGAGAGCUACAGCUCUUGCAGUGCCUCCGUUGCCACACACCACAACCAGCGCAUCAGCGCUGCUGCCGGCGUUGAAGACUGCCACCUCAGCCUUUGUCCCUCAGCACACCAGGCAACCUAUAUCCACUACAGUUCAGCCUUUUAAAAGUAUCCAUGAUCGCCAUCAGAAGGCACCAUUUGUGCCUUAUGUGAGUGGCGGAAUGCCACACAAUUCCACCAUAAUUCAGUCCCCCACGAGUUUCAAAACGCUGGGAGAGAAACCUAAAAUUAUCACAAAAGGUUCUCAUGGCAUAACCAUCCUUGCUGAAACAGAUGCUUUUAUCCCUUGUGAAGCAGUAGGGGAACCCAAACCUUUUCUUACUUGGACAAAAGUCUCUACAGGUGCUCUAAUGACAGCCCAUACAAGAUUACAAAGGUUUGAAGUCUUGAAAAAUGGCACUUUGGUUGUCCGAAAUGCUCAGCUCCAAGAUCGCGGGCAGUAUUUGUGCACUGUUCAGAACCUGCAUGGCCUAGACAAAAUGAUUGUUGUCCUUUCAGUCGUAGCCCACCAGCCUAAAAUUCUACUUCCCCGCUAUCGAGAUGUCACUGUAUAUUUUGGAGAGACUGUAGCAAUGGAGUGUCAGGCUAGUGGGAUUCCAAGCCCACAUAUUUCAUGGAUUUUCCCAGACAGGAGGAUUUUGCAGAGAACUAGCACUACAGAAAGCAGGGUGAUGCUCCACGAAAAUCGAACCCUGUCUAUCAAGCAGGCGUCCUUUUCAGACCGCGGAGUGUACAAAUGCGUAGCUAGCAAUGCCGCGGGGGCUGACAGCGUCGCAGUGAGGCUCCACAUCGCAGCCUUGCCCCCUAUCAUCCAGCAGGACAAGCAGGAGAACAUUUCCUUGCCCCAUGGUAGCAGUGUCAACAUCCACUGCACUGCCAAAGCGGCGCCUUUUCCCAGCAUCCGUUGGGUGCUUUUCGAUGGCACGCAGAUCCGACCGUCCCAGUUUGUCAAUGGGAAUUUAUUUGUUUUCCCCAACGGGACUCUUUACAUUCGCAACGUCUCUCCCAAGGACAGCGGGAGCUACGAGUGUGUCGCGGCGAACAUGGUGGGAGCCGCCAGGAGAGCAGUGCAGCUCCACGUGAGGAAGCAGGCGUCCAACGCCAAGAUCACCGGGAGUUCUCCUCUGAGGACCGAUGUAACGUACGGCAGCGUUCUGCGUCUGGACUGCAGCGCUUCUGGCGACCCCUGGCCUCGGAUAUUAUGGAGACUGCCAUCCAAGAGGAUGAUUGAUUCCCUGCACAGCAGCUUGGAGACUCGAGUCAAAGUGUUCAGCAAUGGGACUUUGGUUGUCCAUUCAGUCACAGAUAAAGAUGCGGGAGACUACUUGUGUGUGGCCCGCAAUAAAAUUGGGGAUGACUAUGUGGUCCUCAAAGUGAAUGUGAUGAUGAAACCAGCCAAAAUAGAGCAUAAAAAUGAGAAAAACCAUAAGGUCAAGUACGGAGGGGACCUGAAAGUUGACUGCGUAGCCACAGGUCUGCCGAAUCCAGAGAUCUCCUGGGGUCUGCCCGAUGGCAGCAUGAUUAACACCUUCAUGCAGUCGGACGACAGCGGCAGCCGGACCAAGCGCUACGUCGUCUUCRACAACGGGACCCUGUAUUUCAAUGACGUUGGCCUGAGAGAGGAAGGGGACUACACCUGCUACGCGGAGAACCAGAUCGGGAAGGAUGAGAUGAAAGUGCGCGUCAAGGUGGUGGCUGAGCCAGCAGCCAUCAAGAACAAAACAUAYGUUGUCAUCAACGUGCCCUAUGGCGAUGUCGUCACCGUGGCGUGUGAAGCCAAAGGGGAGCCCACUCCCAAAGUGACGUGGCUCUCCCCCACCAACAGGCCCAUUCCUGCCCUAUCCGACAAAUACCAGGUGUACAGGGAUGGCACCCUCCUCAUCCAGAAGGCUCAAAGAUCUGACAGCGGCAACUACACUUGUGUUGUGCGGAACAGUGCUGGAGAAGAUCGGAAAAUAGUCUGGAUCCAAGUUAACGUACGGCCUCCCCGAAUCAAUGGGCAUCCCAAUGCAAUAACUUACGUGAGGGAGACUGCCAUGAGAGACAGUCGGAAACUUAUUGAUUGUAAAGCUGAAGGUAUCCCAGCUCCACGGGUCUUGUGGUCUUUUCCAGAGGGGGUGAUCCUGCCCGCUCCCUACUAUGGGAACAGGAUCACCGUGCAUCGCAACGGCACGUUGGACAUCAAAGAGGUGAGGCAGACGGAUGCAGUGCAGCUCAUCUGCAUUGGGCGGAAUGAAGGCGGGGAAGCGAGGCUCAUUGUGCAGCUCCUCAUCACAGACCAUGUGGAGAAACCUUCCUUCAGAGACCCUGUCACUGAAAGGAUCACUGCUAUUGCUGGGCACAGCAUCAAUCUGAACUGCUCUGUCCAGGGGAACCCUGAGCCCAGCACAAGCUGGAUCAUCCCCAACGGCACCGAGAUCCCCAGUGGCAGCCACCUGCACAGGUUUUACCACAAGAGGGACGGGAUCUUGCACAUCAGUGGUCUUUCCGCCGGGGAUGCAGGGACUUACCGCUGCACGGCCAGAAACCCCGGAGGUUACGUGGAAAGGGUUGUCUUCCUGAAGGUGGGGCUCAGACCAGAAAUCAGCAACCAGUACAACAACCUGGUGAGCAUCAUUAAUGGGGAAACUCUGCAGCUCCACUGCAUCACCCAGCCGAACCUGCGGGCACAGAUCUCCUGGACCCUGCCCAACGGGAUGGUCCUGGAUGCUCCGCAGGCUGUGGGUCGCUUCUCCCUGCUGGAGAACGGCUCGCUGACAGUGCGCGAGGCUUCUGUAUUCGACAGAGGCUCGUACCUGUGCAAGGUGUCCACAGAGUAUGGCACCUCCGUGAUGAACGUGCCCGUCAUAGUGAUAGCCUAUCCUCCCCGCAUCACCAGCGAGCCCGCGCCCGUCAUCUACGCCCGCCCCGGAAAUUCRGUGAAACUGAACUGCAUGGCCAUCGGGAUUCCUAAGGCAGAAAUAACGUGGGAACUUCCAGACAAGUCCCACCUGACAACAGGAGCUCAGUCUCGCCUGUACGGAAACAAAUUCCUCCACCCCCAGGGGUCAUUAGUCAUCCAGCAGUCAGCCCAAAGGGAUGCCGGCUUCUAUAAAUGCACUGCUAAAAACAUACUAGGCAGCGAUUCGAAAACGACCUACGUGCACAUAUUCUAACACUAAAGCAAGUGCCUUUGCCUGGGUGCUGAUGUCCAAGUCACUGCCAAGCAAGUGCAACAAGGAAAGUACUGUUUGCAACAGAGCCAGGAAGUCUGAGGGCAGGAAAAAGAAAAAAAGAUCAUACAUUUUCA
Molecule: messenger RNA, 8615 nt
Organism: Nothoprocta perdicaria
Lineage: Eukaryota; Metazoa; Chordata; Aves; Tinamiformes; Tinamidae
Gene: MXRA5
Product: matrix remodeling associated 5
Exons: 6
Coding region: 1-8481 (2826 amino acids)
Cellular component (GO): extracellular region
Molecular function (GO): protein binding
Source: RefSeq, a predicted model, not a curated record